Molecule: messenger RNA, 520 nt
Organism: Aspergillus costaricaensis CBS 115574
Lineage: Eukaryota; Fungi; Ascomycota; Eurotiomycetes; Eurotiales; Aspergillaceae
Exons: 2
Coding region: 8-295 (95 amino acids)
Source: RefSeq, a predicted model, not a curated record
CUUGAACAUGCCCUUGAGACAAUCUAGCCCGAUUGUUUCUCCCAUCAUGCCUUAUGGUAGCCGGUGUCUUUCCCCAUAUUUACCUCACCGUCAGCUCUCGGGUGAGCCCUCUCAACACCCACCAUUGACGAGCAACACGACUCCUAUAGUUGUGCAUAGAGCCGUUUCAUGUACCAUGAAGUACUUCGUCACUUCAAUACCAGGCAAUAAGCAAUGGCCUGAUAACCAUGCACAUUACGGAAUGAAGUCAAAAGAUAUCAUGUCGACACCACGAACAAAGUUGAAAAUGCUUUGAACAUAACACCGAGGCCCCCGGAUCAAUUGAAAUAGUGUUUCCACAACGAAUUAUAUGGUGGUAAGGUAGGACCGCAGGUAUAGUGCGGACAUCGAAAGGAUGUCACAAAUUCGAUAGAGGCCUGUGAUCAUGAAAGAAAUACUGAUUGUCCCCCUUGCGAACUCAAGAACUCAAUCAAAUUUGCAAAUGGCGAAGAUUGCGAGGGUUAUUAUAAGAUGAUCGCAA